AAAAACCUAAUCUUUAGAGCUCAAACAUUCACUCAAACUCCAUCCUCCCAGCUGCUCUCGUCUCUUCCUUUAUCCAAUUAUGGGAGUAGCUAAUUACAUAACAGCGGUCCUCAAUUUCAUAGCCUUCCUUUGCUCGAUCGCCAUCAUUGCCUCUGGCAUCUGGCUCGCCCAAAAGCCCGACAACGUUUGCAUCCACAUUUUCCGAUGGCCUGUCAUUGUCCUUGGCUUCCUCAUCCUCCUUGUCUCCCUUGCUGGUUUUGUCGGUGCCUGCUGCUACAAGAAAGCUCUAUUGGGCUUUUAUCUUUGUUGUAUGGCCAUCCUCAUCGCUCUCUCCCUCAUCUUGUUAGUCUUUGCUUUCGUAGUUACUCGUCCUGAUGGAAGCUACGAUGUACCCGGUCGGGGUUAUAAGGAGUAUAGACUAGAUGGGUACUCCAGCUGGCUUAGGAACCGGAUAGCUGGCUCUGAGAGCUGGAACAAGAUCAGGGCUUGCCUGGCUGACUCCGACGUUUGUCUUAAAUUAACUCAACAACAAUAUAUGACCGCUGAUCAGUUCUUCGCUACUCAUCUCUCUCCUCUUCAGUCAGGGUGCUGUAAACCUCCAACAGUUUGUGGCUACACUUUUGUGAACCCAGCAUUGUGGACGAACCCGACGAAUCCAAUGGGGGGCCCUGACUGCAAUCUGUGGAGCAAUGACCAGACCCAACUCUGCUAUAACUGCAACUCCUGCAGAGCUGGUCUGUUGGGGAAUCUGAGGAGUGAGUGGAGGGAAGCCAACAUUAUCCUCAUCGUGGCAGUGGUCGUACUGAUAUGUGUCUAUGUCAUCGGCUGCAGUGCCUUGAAAAAUGCUCAGACCGAAGAACUCUUCCGCCGCUACAAACAGGGUUGGAUCUGAUCAAUCUUUCACAACUUCCGCUUUCUGAUUCUUCUCUGGAAUUUAGCUACCCUUUAUU
Messenger RNA from Hibiscus syriacus, 950 nucleotides. RefSeq names its product tetraspanin-2-like. The record is from RefSeq and is a predicted model, not a curated record. Gene Ontology annotation, cellular component: plasma membrane; plasmodesma. Bases 80 to 892 code for a protein of 270 amino acids. Lineage: Eukaryota; Viridiplantae; Streptophyta; Magnoliopsida; Malvales; Malvaceae. Gene Ontology annotation, biological process: monoatomic ion transport; auxin-activated signaling pathway. The transcript is spliced from 2 exons.